Messenger RNA from Coffea eugenioides, 1911 nucleotides. RefSeq lists its product as uncharacterized. NCBI's taxonomy places the organism in Eukaryota, Viridiplantae, Streptophyta, Magnoliopsida, Gentianales, Rubiaceae. The record is from RefSeq and is a predicted model, not a curated record. The coding region runs from base 1 to 1911 and encodes 636 amino acids. The transcript has a single exon.
AUGCGUCUGCAAACCGCUGCGGAUGAAGUCCGCUGCAAAACCUUCCCCAUGUUUCUGAAGGAGAAGGCCCGGCUCUGGUUCCAGGGUCUGGCACGGGGGUCCAUCCGGAGUUUCCCCGAGCUGGCCAGACAGUUCGCCGCCCAGUUUGUCUCCUCGAAGACUUACUCAAAAAACGUGGCUCACCUGAUGGCAAUCAAGCAUAAGCCGGACGAGUCCCUGAGGAAUUUCAUGACCCGCUUCAACACGGAGAGCUUGCAGAUCAGGGACAAGGACGAAAAGGUGGUCAUGGCCGCCUUCAUGAAUGGGCUCAGGGCGGAGGAGCUCUACUACAAGCUCGUCGAGAAGCCUCCUAGAGGCCUAGAGGAGCUCUUGACCAGGGCGCACGCCGCCGCUAAUGCGGAGGAGGUUGCUCGCCUGAAGAGAGAGUCAGAUUGGGAGCUCGGAGAUCGGAGAGGACGGGGAAACCCCCCCGAGAAUAAGGACGGCCCGGCCAAGAAGAAUGUUUUCGACCGACUCUCAAAGGAGAAAGCCCCUGCUCCGCCGCCACUCCCUGAAAAAGGCUACACCCCCCUAACUCGGCCCAGAGCCGAGAUUCUGGCCGUCAUAGAGACUGAGGGCCUAGGGGAACGGCCACCCAAAAUGGGGACACCCCGGAACAAGAAAAACCAGGACCGAUACUGUGCCUUCCACCGUGAUGUUGGGCAUGAUACGGAGGGGUGCUGGGCCCUGCGAAAGGAGAUCGAAGAUCUGAUCCAGCGCGGCUUCCUGGGGCGUUUCGUCCGGCAAGGUCGACCAGGUCAGGAGCAAGGACGCACCUACCGCCGAGACAAGGGCGAGGGCCUGCGUCGCGACCGCCUUGAGCGGCGGGACGCUCCUUGGGGCAACUCCCCCGACCAGGUCACUCAGAACUUAGCAGGGGUAAUAAACACCAUUGUUGGGGGCCCCACGGGGGGGGACAGCCAUGCAGCUCGGAAGAACAGGCAGCCUCCCCCCGAGGGGGAUGACUCCCUGAAACGCUUGCGCAUGGAUGAGGAGAUCACCUUCGGACCAAGGGAUGCGGUUCCCCUGGCUUCUGGAAACCACGAGGCCAUCGUGAUAGACGUCGUGACCAAUAACUAUCGGGUGAAGAAAGUGUACGUCGACCAGGGGAGCGCGGUGGACAUCCUGUUUUACCGGAUGUUCAAGGAGCUCGACUUGGAGGACGGGCAGCUAACCCCGGUUCGGACACCCCUAGUGGGCUUCACCGGACCACCCAUCAAUUCGGAGGGGAUGAUCACCCUGAUGGUCACGGUAGGGCAAGCGCCUAAAUGCCGGACCAUCCCCGUCAACUUCGUGGUGGUCAAACAACAAUCCCCAUAUAACGUGUUCUUGGGACGACCCGUUUUGAAUGCCCUCCGAGCUAUCCCCUCGUCUCUCCACCUCAGCGUCAAAUUUCCCACCCUGAGAGGAAUAGCUGAGGUGCAUGGAGAUCCAGAGGUGGCCAGAGCUUGCUACUUGGCCAUGCUCCGGGUACAUGAGAAGGUGGUCGCCCAGACGACCAGCUUGGAGCCUUACUUCCCGGGGGAGGAGGCCCGACAGCUGGGCACCCAGGACGAGAUCGAGGACUUCCCCUUGAGGGAGGACCGGCCCGACCAGGUCCUCCGCGUUGGUGCGUCGCUACCCCCCGAAGAGAAGGAGGGCUUGAAGGCCCUACUAAAGGAGUACGCCCAGGUCUUCGCGUGGACGGUAGAGGACAUGCCCGGGAUUCCGACUGAUCUGGCCGUCCACCACCUCAACGUAGAUCCCCACUUCGAGCCAGUGAAGCAGAAGAAGAGGAGUUUCGCCCCCGAAAGGAAUGAUGUGAUCAAGAAGGAGGUCGGCAAGCUGCUGGAAUCCAAGAUCAUCUUGGAGGUAUAUUACCCGCCUGGUUAG